Cyclospora cayetanensis is the source of this 2967-nucleotide messenger RNA. RefSeq lists its product as uncharacterized. The record is from RefSeq and is a predicted model, not a curated record. The transcript has 13 exons. The coding region runs from base 1 to 2967 and encodes 988 amino acids. NCBI's taxonomy places the organism in Eukaryota, Apicomplexa, Conoidasida, Eucoccidiorida, Eimeriidae.
AUGGGUAUCCCAUCCAAGGCGUCAAAUGGGUCUGAAGAGGAGGCCUCGGCACCUGGUGCUCCUACCAGUGCCGGCAGCGCAGUUGCUACCAGCAGCGGCAGUCGCAGUAAUCUGGGGCGUAUGGACAGCACGACUGCAGCAAGCGGCAGCUGCAGCAGCACCAGUCCCACGCGAGACAGCAGCGGAUUCCCCCCUAGAGGCACCAGCAGCAGGAGUGCUACCAGUAGCAGCAGGCAGAGGGGCGGCAGGGGGGCUGUAUUGCUGCAGCAGCUAGCCGAUGGCAGCAAGACAGAGAUAGAAGUAACGGGAGAGAUCAACAGUGAGUUGCUGCAGAGGCAGCAGCAACCAACGCCUAUUCUUCGCCUAGCUGUGCAUCCACGAACUGGAGCUGUCUCGCGAAGCCAGCAUCCCGAAGGCCUUGUAUCCCAGCCUUCUUUCAAUGUUGCACUUCCUGCGCGGCUGCAUUUGGGCAGUGGCAGUGGCGGCAGCGGCGGCAGCAACACAGUGUCUGUGCAGCACGAGGGGUUCUACGAGGAGAUCGACAGCGCGGAGAACGGGAACCUGCGGUGGGGAAGAAAGAAAGCAAAUGACGGCAGUUGGGUCGAAAAGUGGGCUGUCCAGACAGUCCCUCAGCAAGAGCCGCAGGCCAGGGUGUUGGAGUUUGGGCAAAGCCAAGGUCGAAACUACAGAACCAAUGAGCGGUGGGUUUCCCGGUGGGAAGACACAGCACGGGAGCGCCGAGUGGAGAAGGUUGUGCAGGAGUUACGGCCUCAGCACAAGGACGAGGAGCAAGAAGGGGAACAGGAGCGCGAGCAGGCUAUCUUGCAGGUGUGGGAGGAGGAGGAGACGGAGGACAGGCUGACGGGUAUCAUUAGGAUAAACAAGCGAGGAACGGACAAUCAGAGAGGGGAGGGCAGGCACUGGAAUCUUCGUGUGCUGAGAAGGAAGCCUUUGGUCGCGGGAGAGACUGAGGAGGUUGAAGGCGCUUCAGCGCAGGCAGUAGAAGAGCUGCUCGCAGCGGCAGCAGCCACGCCUGCCGCGGCAGCAGCAGAUGGUCUUUCUCCAGGCCAGGAGCUGGAACUGUUUGAAGAGACACGGGGGUCUGAAACUCGGGGACGGUUGCAGCGCAGAGAGGCAGACGGCCGAGUACUCUACCGGGCGCUCUGGAGAGAGACAGCAGGGGGUCAAGAGGCUUGGAGCGAAGAAACAACAUUUCACAGCGACGGGAGCAAGACCGGCACCAAGAAAGGAACAGACCCUAGGCCUGUGGGAGGCGUUCGGUGCACACAGCCGUGCGCUCCGUCCAGGCAGCCACCUGUAGAACAGAUAAGAGGGUUGCAUGAGCUUUUAGGCCAGGCAGGAGGGAAGGCGGACAGUGGGGAGGGCGAAUUACGCGGAGUUGCGACAGAGGUCAAUGCGUGGGGUGGGGGUGGGGUGCGACAGGCAGGUAAGGGCAAAGGAAUUUCAGCGAAGGCUUUUGGAGUGUGCUGUGUGUAUUGCAGCGGAACGUCUUGGGAAGAAGAGUGGCAGGAACAACCUGAUGCGACACGAGAUUCCGUUCGACGGAGGCGGACGGAAAACAGUCGCAUGGAGGAGCGCAGGGGCGUUAGAAGGUCUCACCCCGAUAACCAACUCGAGGAGUAUUGCACCACGGUGCAAGUGACUGUGAAAGAGGGCUGCGCCGUGGAGUGUACAGACACUUGGGUCCGGCCCGCUGAGGGUGGGCCUGGUAAAGCACGGGGCAGCCAACGCAAAGAGACGCAGAUAUUUUCAGAUGGCAAGGUCGUUUCUGUCGAGGUCGCCAAUGAAGAGUGGGAAGACACCGGCGAUGAAUUUUCGGCGGACUUGUGGGUGGAGGAGACCCUCGUGAAGCACCAAGGAGGUGAUGCAUUCAUCACAAGCAAGAACCUCUGGGGACGAAAGAAGGGCAGCCGACGGAAAGACGGGAUGCAAUGGGGCGAGCAGUGGGAGGAAACGCAAGAAAUACCGGAGACAGAGACGGAGGAGCCGGAGGCGGGGCAACAAAGAGUCAAUUUGCACAUCCUUCUGCCAGGAGGCGAGGUGACCUCCCGUGAGGUUGUUGUACUGCAAACACAGCCGCUACGUCGAAGAAGGCGGUUUGACGACAAGUGGUGGCGCGAAGCGCAUGGGAACUCUUGGGGAACGAAAGAGGGGGUAGAGGACAGCGGCGCGGUGCUGCGGGAGAACUGGUACGACAACGGCGGCGAGAAGCAAGUUGACAGAUGGAAGGAAAUGCCUGAUGGCUCGAAAAAAGGCGAGAAGUUCGGGAGCAAGGUGGAUGGCACACAGUGGCGGGAGUCGUGGGGAUGCGGGCCAGGAGGCAGCGAUAGCUGGGUGGACAAGAGCUGGGAGGAACCGGACAGAGAACGGGAAGGGGGUGCAGUGCGCUGGGGCUUUAGCAGCGGCAGCAGUACUGCCGAAAGCAAGGAGUGGCAGCAGCAGUGGCGGGAGCGAGAGCAUUGGUUUUGUGGGGAGAAGUUUAUUGAGAAGGUCGAGCGGCACGCGAACGGAGAUGAACAGACUCUCAAAGAAGGAGAUGCGUGGGAAGAACGCUGGCGUGAAACGUUUGAUGGAGAUCAGAAGACGGAAACUUGGGCAGAGAAAAAGGGAAGCAAUGCUCAGGGAGAGAGCUGGCUGGAAACAUGGCAGGAGCGGUGGGGGUGGAAGACAGCUCACAAGGAGGCGACAUCGGCGUCCGGCGCUCGUCGUGUGGAGCGGUGGGGAGAGCAAUUUUUCGACGAUGGCAGCGGUCAGAAGUGGGCGCAGCACUGGCAGGAGGGGCCCCCUUCAUCUCCAGGUGGAUCCUCUCCCGGAAGCACUGGAAAGAGCUGGGGAGACCGAUGGGGCCCAGGUGGACUCGGAGGCCACAGGUGGGGCGAGGAGUGGGGGGACGGGGGAUGCCGAAAGUGGGCGCAUGACACACCUGGAAGGCCUGAAGGAUGCUGA